Sorghum bicolor (sorghum) is the source of this 1216-nucleotide messenger RNA. RefSeq names its product peroxisomal membrane protein 11-3. NCBI's taxonomy places the organism in Eukaryota, Viridiplantae, Streptophyta, Magnoliopsida, Poales, Poaceae. Gene Ontology annotation, cellular component: peroxisomal membrane. Bases 176 to 904 code for a protein of 242 amino acids. The transcript has a single exon. The record is from RefSeq and is a predicted model, not a curated record. Gene Ontology annotation, biological process: peroxisome fission; regulation of peroxisome size.
UUCGAGCCGGGACGAAAUCCCCAAUCCCCUACACGACUGCCCGGCCGCAUCAAACACGCAAUCGCCGCCAGCUCCGUCUACGACCCCGCACCGGUGUUCCACCGCUUCCACGCCAACGUGAACGCCGGCCGCCGUGGCCUCCUCCGAGUCCCGCAAUCCCACGCCUGCGGCCGCCAUGGCCUCCUCCGAGUCCUCCAAUCCCACGCCUGCGGCCGCGGCCGCCGCGCGCCAACCGGCCCGCGACUUCCUCGCCCACCUCGAGGCCUAUCUCGCCCGCCGCGACGGCGUUGACAAGCUGCUCAAGAUCUCCCGCUACGCCGCGCGCCUCGCGCUCGCCGCUGGGCCGCCGCUGCCCCCCGGCGCCUCCGCCCGCCUCAAGUCCUUCGAGUCCAGCGUCGGCCUCAGCCGCAAGGCUUUCCGUCUCGGCAAGUUCGUGCAGUCCCUCAACGCGCUCCGCGCCCACCCGCACCCUCCCCCGGCGCUCGCGCUACUCGCCUACGGCGGUGAGGGCGUCUACUACUUCGUCGAGCAGUUCGUUUGGCUUGCCAAGGCCGGGCUCCUGCCUGCGCACCUUCUCCCGCGCCUCCAGCGCCUCAGUGCCUGGGCCGAGCUGCCGGGCUACGUCGGCUCCAUUGCGAUUAAGCUGGAGGAAGUGGCGAAGAUCGAAUCUUCGAUAAAGAAGCGGCUCGCGGAGGACUGUGAUAAGGAGAGCGAGGCGGUGAAGACGAUGCAGGGUAAGCUGCUGCUGAAGCGGAUGUCAGUGGUGCAGGACGUGGCGGAUGCUGUAAUGGCGCUGGGAGACGUCACCGAUGGCAAGGGUUUGCUCGGGAGCUCCACACUGAUGGCAUCAGCUGGCCUGCUCUCGGCGUUGAUCAGCACGCAUAAAAACUGGAAUUCCUGUUGAAGCCUGAAGGUACAUGUUAUAGAUAGCACAUCAUAUGAUGAAAUAAAGCUCUGAUUAGAGCAACAACUAAGUGUUUCCUCUGGAAAUCUGGAUGCUCCUAAAAUUGAUACUGGUCCUCUGGGGAAUGAAUGAAGUUUAUUCUGAUUCAUUUGGUGGACCAAAGAAUUUAUUCUGGUCCAUUUUGCUGGACCAAAGAAUUUUCAGGGGGUUCAACCAUCUUGGUCAUUCAAUAUUUUUUUUUUGUUCUUAAAAGUAUAUCUGCUUCUGCUGUGUAUGAUUGAGUUCAGAUAAGAUGAUCUUGCUUUUCUCCAA